AUGACAACAAUAACACCAUGUUUUAUUAUAACAGGAGCAAGUUCAGGAAUUGGUGAAAAGUUGGCAAAAAUCUAUUCAGAAAGAAAUAUUAAUAUAGUUUUAGCAGCAAGAAGUACAGAUAAAUUAAAUAAACUUGCAUUAGAAUUAAAAUCUAUAAAUAAAUUUUCAAAUAAAUAUUUAGUUGUAUCAUAUGAUGCAUCAAAAGAAUCUGAUUGCAAAAAUUUAAUUGAAAUUGUUAUUAAACAAUUUGGAAGAAUUGAUUUAUUAUUAUUAUGUGCUGGUGUAUCUUAUCAUAAUUCAUUUAAAGAUACAACUGAUUUAAAUGUAUAUAGACAAAUGAUGGAUAUAAAUUAUUUUGGAUACAUGUAUACAACUUAUUAUGCAUUACCAUAUAUGAUUAAACAACAACAAAAACAAUCAACUAAUAAUAAUAAUAAUAGUAAUAAUAAACCACAAAUUGCAGUUAUAUCAUCAAUAUCAGGAGCACUUGGAUUACCAUUGAGGGCAGGAUAUUGUGCAUCGAAAUUCGCAGUUAAUGGAUUCUUUCAAGCAUUGAGAUUAGAAGUACAAUCAUAUGUGGAUAUUACAUUAUUAUUACCAACUACAGUGAAUACACCAAUGAGAUCUCAUUCAUUGGGUGAUCCAAAUGAAAAGAAAUUAAUUCAUUUCCAUGGUGAGGAUGAUUCAAAGAAAAUGACAAUUGACCAAUGUUGUGAAAUUGUUAUAGCUGCUAUAGAUGGAAGAAAGAAAAAAGUGGCUUUCCCAUUUAGUAAUUUCUUAGCUUCAGUUUUACAUCCAAUAUUUCCAAAUUAUAUUGAUAAAAUUUUAUUAAAAAAAGCUGGUGGUACAAAUUUAAUUAAUUCAAACUCAAAUUCAAAUAAUAAUAAUAAUAAUACUUUAAAGUCAAAAUUGUAA
Molecule: messenger RNA, 915 nt
Organism: Dictyostelium discoideum AX4
Lineage: Eukaryota; Evosea; Eumycetozoa; Dictyosteliales; Dictyosteliaceae
Product: short-chain dehydrogenase/reductase family protein
Exons: 2
Coding region: 1-915 (304 amino acids)
Cellular component (GO): peroxisomal membrane
Source: RefSeq, a predicted model, not a curated record